Sphaerodactylus townsendi is the source of this 545-nucleotide messenger RNA. RefSeq names its product ribosomal protein L28 (gene RPL28). Gene Ontology annotation, biological process: translation. Lineage: Eukaryota; Metazoa; Chordata; Lepidosauria; Squamata; Sphaerodactylidae. Gene Ontology annotation, cellular component: cytosolic large ribosomal subunit; ribosome. The record is from RefSeq and is a predicted model, not a curated record. Bases 94 to 507 code for a protein of 137 amino acids. Gene Ontology annotation, molecular function: structural constituent of ribosome. The transcript has 5 exons.
GGGAGGGGGAAGGGCAUAUAAAAUUCCUUUGAAGCGACUGGGGGCCUCCUUUUCCGUUUCCGGCGGUGGUGGCGGCCAGACGGUCUCAGCAAGAUGUCCGCUCACCUGCAAUGGAUGAUUGUGCGCAACUGCUCCAGUUUUCUUAUUAAAAGGAACAAGCAAACUUACAGCACGGAACCCAACAACCUGAAAGCUCGCAACUCUUUCCGCUACAACGGGCUGAUCCAUCGCAAGACUGUAGGGGUUGAGCCUGCUGCUGAUGGGAAGGGAGUCGUCGUAGUCCUCAAGAAACGUGCAGGCCAGCGGAAACCAGCCACCACCUAUGAGAAGAUCACGAUCAACAAAAAUGCGCGUGCCACGCUCAACAGCCUCCGCCACAUCAUCCGCAAGAACAAUUACCGCAAGGACCUGCGCAUGGCUGCCCUGCGUCGUGCCAGCGCCAUUUUGCGCAGCCAGAAGCCGGUGGUGGUGAAGAAGAAGCGGGCCCGUACUACCAAGACUCCUUAAAAGAGUUGCCAGAUUAUUCAAUAAAGGAUCAGAACAUA